AAUGCUUCUUUUUGAUUGGUGGAUCGAGCCGGUACGAAAUGGCAUUCCUUGCAUCGGCCAUUUUGGUGUCGCUUGGCCAUAGAAGUGGCGGCCAAGAAUAUUUUGUGAAUAUCCAUCAGCAUUGCGGUAAUCGACCGCAUUUUCUUAAAGGUGUAGGUUAAUUCAACCGGCAAGAUGUAUCUCUAUAACCUGACUUUACAAGGAUCGUCAUGCAUUACGCAUGCCGUCCAUGGCAAUUUCUCCGGGACUAAGCAGCAGGAGAUAGUGAUAUCACGUGGAAAAACAUUGGAACUCCUGCGGCCUGACCCAAAUACCGGCAAAGUGCACACUCUCAUGAAGGUGGAAAUAUUCGGAGUCAUUAGAUCUAUGAUGUCAUUUCGUCUCACGGGAGGCACUAAAGAUUACAUUGUGAUUGGUUCAGACUCCGGCCGUAUAGUGAUUCUAGAAUAUAUUCCAAAGAAGAACAUUCUAGAAAAAGUACAUCAAGAAACAUUUGGUAAAUCUGGAUGUCGCAGAAUUGUUCCGGGUCAGUACUUGGCCAUUGACCCCAAAGGCAGAGCUGUUAUGAUAGGUGCCAUUGAAAAGCAGAAGCUUGUAUACAUUUUGAACAGAGAUGCAGAAGCUAGACUGACAAUUUCUUCCCCUCUGGAGGCUCACAAGUCCAACACAUUGGUGUACCACAUGGUAGGAGUAGAUGUUGGCUUUGAGAAUCCAAUGUUUGCAUGUCUGGAAAUUGACUAUGAAGAGGCUGAUGCUGAUCCUUCUGGUGAAGCUGCCCAAAAGACACAACAAACACUUACAUUCUAUGAAUUAGAUUUGGGUCUGAACCAUGUUGUAAGAAAAUACUCAGAACCGCUCGAAGAGCAUGCCAACUUCCUUAUCACAGUACCUGGAGGCAACGAUGGUCCCUCAGGAGUACUCAUUUGUUCAGAAAACUAUCUUACAUACAAGAAUUUGGGAGACCAACAUGAUAUCCGAUGCCCAAUCCCUAGACGGAGAAAUGAUUUGGAUGAUCCAGAGAGAGGCAUGAUCUUUGUCUGUUCAGCAACUCACAAAACAAAGUCUAUGUUCUUCUUCUUAGCACAAACUGAGCAAGGAGACAUAUUCAAGAUAACCAUUGAAACUGAUGAUGACAUGGUCACGGAGAUCAAACUUAAAUACUUUGAUACAGUUCCUGUAGCAACUGCCAUGUGUGUGUUGAAGACUGGAUUCUUGUUUGUGGCCUGUGAAUUUGGCAACCACUACCUGUACCAAAUUGCUCACUUGGGUGAUGAAGAUGAUGAACCCGAGUUCAGUUCAGCCAUGCCUCUAGAAGAGGGAGACACUUUCUUCUUUGCUCCAAGACCAUUGAGGAAUCUGGUCCUCGUGGAUGAGCUGGACUCAUUAUCACCAAUAUUAGCUUGCAAAGUAGCUGAUUUGGCUGCUGAAGAUACUCCACAAGUAUAUCUAGCUUGUGGCCGAGGGCCAAGAUCAUCACUGAGAGCUCUUAGGCAUGGUUUAGAAGUUGCUGAAAUGGCUGUUUCUGAGCUGCCAGGAUCUCCCAAUGCUGUAUGGACUGUUAGAAGGCACAAGGAUGAGGAGUAUGAUUCUUACAUCAUUGUGUCAUUCGUAAAUGCCACACUUGUGCUGUCUAUCGGCGAAACUGUCGAAGAAGUAACAGAUUCUGGUUUCUUGGGAACAACACCAACACUCAGUUGUCACGCACUCGGUGCAGACGCACUAGUGCAGGUGUACCCCGAUGGUAUCCGACACAUUCGUGCAGACAAACGUGUGAAUGAAUGGAAGGCACCAGGGAAGAAGUCUAUCGUUAAGUGCGCCGUUAAUCAGAGACAAGUUGUGAUUGCCUUAACAGGCGGCGAAUUGGUCUACUUUGAAAUGGAUCCUACUGGUCAACUCAAUGAAUACACAGAAAGAAAGAAAUUAUCAUCUGAUGUAUCUUGUAUGGCCUUGGGAUCGGUCGCCACC
This is a messenger RNA of Trichoplusia ni (cabbage looper), 1965 nucleotides long. RefSeq names its product splicing factor 3B subunit 3 (gene Sf3b3). Gene Ontology annotation, cellular component: nucleus; U2 snRNP. NCBI's taxonomy places the organism in Eukaryota, Metazoa, Arthropoda, Insecta, Lepidoptera, Noctuidae. The record is from RefSeq and is a predicted model, not a curated record. Gene Ontology annotation, molecular function: U2 snRNA binding; protein binding. Gene Ontology annotation, biological process: mRNA splicing, via spliceosome.